Molecule: messenger RNA, 2541 nt
Organism: Aspergillus clavatus NRRL 1
Lineage: Eukaryota; Fungi; Ascomycota; Eurotiomycetes; Eurotiales; Aspergillaceae
Product: DUF323 domain protein
Exons: 7
Coding region: 1-2541 (846 amino acids)
Source: RefSeq, a predicted model, not a curated record
AUGUCUCCCUUGGCAUUCCCUACGAAAGAGGUCGACAUUGUCGAUAUACAUGAGAAUGACGUGGAAUACUCCCUCGUAAACGAAAUCCGCAAGGGUCUGAACCCCGCGGAGGGGCAGAGGCGAUCCCUGCCAACCAUGUUGCUCUAUGAUGCACAGGGACUCAAGCUCUUCGAGGAGAUCACCUACGUGGAUGAGUACUACCUGACAAAUGCCGAGAUCGAGGUUUUGAAGGAUAACUCGAAGAGAAUCGUGGAGCAGAUUCCAGAUAAUGCACAAUUGCUGGAAUUGGGCAGUGGAAAUCUCCGGAAGAUUGAGAUUCUUCUCAAAGAGUUCGAACGCACAGGAAAGCAUGUCGAUUAUUACGCGCUAGAUCUGUCCCUAUCUGAAUUGCAGCGAACCUUCGCGGAAGUAUCGCUUGACGAUUACACCCAUGUCGAUUUCCACGGUCUCCACGGAACCUAUGAUGAUGCUCUUGGUUGGCUGAGCAACCCAGACAACCGACAGCGCCCAACAGUGGUCAUGUCCAUGGGGUCAUCCAUUGGAAACUUUAGCCGUCCAGGUGCGGCAGAGUUCCUCUCUGGCUUUGCUAAGCUGCUCGGACCAUCCGAUCUGAUGAUCAUCGGGCUGGAUGCAUGCACGGACCCGGACAAAGUGUACAGAGCGUAUAAUGAUUCGAAAGGCAUCACCCAGAGGUUCUAUGAGAAUGGACUCGUCCAUGCAAAUGCUGUCUUAGGGUAUGAAGCCUUCAAGGCUUCUGAAUGGGAAGUGGUGACUGAUUACGAUGUUAUCGGAGGGCAACAUCGGGCCUUCUACUCACCCAAGCAGGAUGUGACGAUAGAGGGGGUAUCUCUUCGGAAAGGUGAACAGCUCGUGUUUGAAGAGGCAACUAAGUAUGGCCCCGAAGAGCGAGAGCAAUUGUGGCGGGAUGCAAACUUGUUCCACUGCGCGGAGCUUGGCAACGCUUCGGGAGACUAUCACAUCCAUCUUUUAUCAUCGACUUACCUCAACCUUCCCACUCGACCGUCCGAAUAUGCUGCCAGCCCAGUUCCGAGUCUGAAAGAGUUCCGCUCAUUAUGGACUGCGUGGGAUGCUGUCACAAAGGCCAUGGUGCCGCGGGAAGAACUUCUUGCCAAGCCUAUCAAGCUUCGGAACGCUUUGGUCUUCUACCUUGGACAUAUCCCCAAUUUCAUGGAUAUUCAUCUCACCCGAGCAUUUGGUGGUUGUCCGACUGAGCCAAAGGAGUAUCGCUUAAUCUUCGAACGUGGAAUUGAUCCAGACGUAGACAACCCCGAACAGUGCCACUCUCACAGUGAAAUUCCUGACGAGUGGCCUCGGCUGAGUGAGAUUCUGGAAUAUCAGGAUAAGGUCAGAAUUAGAGUCGAAUCCGUCUUGCAGAGAGACGAUAUCGCACACAACCGAUGCCUGGGUGAGGCACUUUGGAUUGCUUUCGAGCACGAAGCAAUGCAUCUUGAGACCUUCCUCUACAUGCUUCUUCAAAGCGAGAAGACUCUUCCUCCACCGACUGUUCCCAGACCGGACUUUGAGGAGUUAUCACAAAAGGCUAAAGCGAACGCGAAGCCGAACGAAUGGUUCACCAUCCCUGCACAGACAGUGACCCUUGGACUCGAUGAUGCAGACGAAAAUUCCCUCCCUACUGCGUCCUUUGGAUGGGACAAUGAGAAACCUCAGCGUAGUGUCAGUGUCCCGGCCUUUGAAGCGCAAGCUCGUCCGAUAACAAAUGGCGAGUAUGCCAAGUACUUGCAAGCGACUCGUCAGCGACUCAGACCUGCGUCCUGGGCCCUGGCCCAUUCCGACGAGGAUUAUCCGAUUAGCAAGGGGGUAACUCAAGAAAGCGCUAACGCCACGGCAGACUUCCUGGCAAACUUUGCUGUCCGAACAGUCUUUGGUUCGAUACCACUUCAAUUUGCGGAGGAUUGGCCAGUCAUGGCUUCCUACGACGAACUAUCUCAAUAUGCCGAGUGGAUGGGUUGCAGGAUACCCACAUAUGAGGAAGUGAAGAGUAUCUAUAGCUACUCUGCACGGUUGAGAAAGUUGAGCCAAGAUGAGGCACAUCGUACUGGAAAUGGAGUCAAUGGUACCACCAACGGUUCGUCAAGCAAUGGACACUCAAAAUCCAUUUCCAGCAAGCCUCGUACACCGGGCCAUCAGCCAGUGCAGCCGCCUUCCCGGGACAGCAUGCCGGUCUUUGUUGACCUCGACGGUUGCAACGUCGGCUUCAAGUCCUGGCACCCUACCCCAGUUACGCCAAACGGUGAUCGACUCGCUGGUCAAGGCGAAAUGGGAGGCGUUUGGGAAUGGACUAGCACCCCAUUAGCCCCGCAUGAGGGUUUCCAAGCCAUGGACAUCUAUCCAGGCUAUACUGCGGAUUUCUUUGACGGAAAACACAACAUCGUCCUCGGCGGCUCCUGGGCAACGCAUCCUAGAAUCGCCGGCCGUACGACACUUCUUGGAAGUGUCAACUGGUACCAGCACAACUACCUUUACACCUGGGCAGGCGCACGCCUAGCUCGCAAUCUUUAA